GUCCUCGCCUGUGAUUCAUUUCCUUCAGUCUGUAGGGUUGCUGAAAUGGGCCCUCUGUUAGGUUUUAUACUGCUCUUUGUAUUCGGCGUAGCUGUAGUAUUCUUCAUUACCAGAGCCGGAUCGUCUAUUCCAACAUUGGUUAACUGUUGGUACUGCAACCACAAUGUGUUUUUGCCUGUGAAUGGACUUGAGAACGUUGAGCGAUGGAAAUGUCCAGUGUGUGACAGCUUGAAUGUCAGGAACAAGGCAGGAGAGCUGAUCGACUCUAUACCAGAAAUGAAGGAUCCCACACUCAAUCAGCAAAGCCGAGUGUCACGACGACCGUCUGCCAAAACCUCAACCGACGUCCUAUGUUCAAACUGCGACCUGGCACAACAGCGCAUUCUUGCCUAUGUAACAUCCUAUGACCCUGAAGACAAUGACAAGGAUUAUCUUCAGCAUGCAAAUGUAUUCAAAAGAAAAUUGGAGGAGAGGUACCCACUUUGUUCGACAUGCCAGCAGAAAGUGGACAACAUCAUUGGCGAAAGAGAUAAAGUCGCAAAGUCACUCAUGAUCGAUCGUUGUCGGCAGCAGCUACAUUCAAAGCCAGUGAUGGCUAUUCCUAGUAGACAACAAGCCAAACGCAAUUUCUAUAUCCAGGGCAUCUUGUUUUGCGCUCUUCACAUUACCACCAUCCUCCUUUCAAUGAGAGCCACUAUAUGGCCAAAGGAUACCGUCGAACUCUUACAGGAUACGGAAUAUGUGUUCAUGCCAUCCAGCGUUACUUCGAUUUUGCCCAUUGGAUGGUCGUAUACUGUUCCACCUUCGAUCAUUGCCCUGCUUGUCUCUGUGGCUUCCGCGUGGUGGAUCUUCUGGCAUCCAUACCAAAUGGAAGUGUAUGGGUACACAGGAAAAUUCAUUCCUCGUCAAAAGACGUAUAUGGGUAUACAAAUUGCUCUCUUCGCAUUCCGCUUGGCGACUGUUUUGGCCUUGUUAUAUGGUACGACAACUGAUUUUACACGGCUGAGCAUAAUCUUGUUUAUACUCAGCGUAUCACUCUUACCUUAUUCCCUUAGCAUCCUUGAGGUGCUCAAACAUCCCAGCCUGUUUGAAAAAAUCCAAAUCAUCCAGGAAGAAAGACGACGCGAAAUCGCCAAACAAUCUUCUCGGCCUUAUGAUUUUGACUGGGAUGAAGACCUUGCCUCUCAACCGACAGCAUCGGUGGCUGAACCGAAACCCGCCUUAAGAAACCCCCUUCCCAGCCAUUAUACCCAAAGAGAUCAGCAACCUGAGUGGGAUUUCUCCCCACAACGAUUUUUCCCGCGAGAGGUAAGCCUAUGGUAUUUUUUUACAUCGCCUUUGCAUCAACGCUAAUUCCCUUUGAUCUUUUAGAAUCCAACCGGGCUUGAACCUCUGUUGGGUGAUAUGAAUUUGGCAGAACCCAACUUCUUUCAACGAACAGCAAGGAGCAUGCAAGGAACAUUCAUGAACGCCUUUGAAUAGGACAUUUGAAAGAAAAGUUAUACAAUUAAUUUAAUCCAGCAAUGUAAACCACUCCACCUCAAUAGACACGUCGCAUACCCUCUCGCAUAAUUUAGUCCGCAUCCAACCCCAUAAAUUAAACACUGCCGCCUAACUGUACAUUAUCAUUUUUUUUUCU
This is a messenger RNA of Umbelopsis ramanniana AG, 1639 nucleotides long. RefSeq lists its product as uncharacterized. Lineage: Eukaryota; Fungi; Mucoromycota; Umbelopsidomycetes; Umbelopsidales; Umbelopsidaceae. The coding region runs from base 46 to 1353 and encodes 435 amino acids. Gene Ontology annotation, molecular function: actin filament binding; lamin binding. Gene Ontology annotation, biological process: nuclear migration along microtubule. The record is from RefSeq and is a predicted model, not a curated record. The transcript has 6 exons. Gene Ontology annotation, cellular component: nuclear membrane.